Symbiodinium pilosum is the source of this 505-nucleotide messenger RNA. NCBI's taxonomy places the organism in Eukaryota, Dinophyceae, Suessiales, Symbiodiniaceae. The record is from the annotation of a GenBank genome assembly.
GUACAUUCAAACAUCCCAAUGCAACAUGCAGCAGUUGGGUGAGUUUGACACCGUCUACCACGAACACAUCUCCUUCUUCACAGGGCACUCGUUCCACAAGGCAGCCACUCUUGCUGGAUUACAGAUUGCCACGUUCGAGACUACUCCCAUCCAUGGCACAUCUUGUUUGGUGACACUCCAGAAAGGUGGCAACGAGACGAUAUCCCCAACAUUGCAAGAACGCCUGGUGCAGGAGAAGCAGGACGGUGUGACCAACGAGUUUUUCGCAGAGACGUACAGCGCCAAGGCUCUGGCAAUUCGCGAGUGGGUGCUCCGGGAGAUAUCAAGUUUCAGGUCGAAAGGCUAUAUCGUGGGUGCCUAUGGUGCUGCGGCCAAGGGUAUGACACUGCUGCAUUUCAUCUUCGGGAGCAGUGCUAAAGCUGCAGGAACACCUAUUGCCCCGGGACAUCCAUCCCGGUUCGACCCACACACAGCCUUCCAGAGCUGGAAGCUGGUCGCCCCAUAG